Molecule: messenger RNA, 1158 nt
Organism: Lodderomyces orthopsilosis Co 90-125
Lineage: Eukaryota; Fungi; Ascomycota; Pichiomycetes; Serinales; Debaryomycetaceae
Gene: MTG1
Product: putative GTPase
Exons: 1
Coding region: 1-1158 (385 amino acids)
Cellular component (GO): mitochondrion
Molecular function (GO): GTP binding; GTPase activity
Source: RefSeq, a predicted model, not a curated record
AUGUUCUCUUUUUGCAACUUCUUGUUCUUCAAUCCAAACAAGAACAUGACCAAAUUUACACCCAGAAGCACAUUUCCAAACUAUAACAUCCCGCUUUCCAACUUCAAGGGCCAUCAUCAAAAAGCUUUGUCAAAAGUGGGUCAUCUAGCCCCACAGUUGGAUCUAAUAUUAGAAGUACGAGAUUGUCGAGCACCAGUAGCCACCACUAAUGUGUUAUUUGACAAACUACUAUCAACUAAACGCAAACUAAUACUAUACAGUAAGAAGGAUUUGUCCAUAUUGAAGCCUGACCUAUUAAAAAAAUGGCACAGCUCAAAGAAUGAAGAGUUUAUGUUUAUCGACUGUCGCCAUCGCGGUGAUUGCAAGCGAAUAAUUAACAAGAUGACUCAGAUAUACGACAAUUUUGAUGCUAAACCACCAUUAGGACUAAGAGCAAUGAUUAUCGGAAUGCCGAAUGUUGGAAAAUCGACUUUGGUAAAUACCAUGCGUCAAGUUGGCUUAGGACGUGAAAACAGAGAUUCUGUAUCUACAAAGGUUAGAAAGGUGGCCAAAACUGGCGGACAACCCGGGGUGACGAGGUCAACUAGUGAGAUAAUUAGACUAUCGAGAGAUCCCGAUAUUAUGGUUUACGACACUCCAGGUAUAUUCUUGCCAACUGUGAAAAGUCCCGAGACAAUGCUAACAUUGGGUUUGGUGGGCUGUAUUCAUGACUCGUACAUAGAUCCGGUGGUUUUGGCUGACUAUUUGCUAUUUUUGUUGAAUUUGCAGGACAGCCUGGGAAAGCCUUAUGAAGAUUAUAUGCUGCAUCCUACUAAUGACAUUUACGAAUUGAUGUAUAAUAUUUGCAAACAAAGGAACACUUUGAAACACGAUGGAAGUUAUGAUGAAUUAGGUGCUGCGACACAUUGGGUUAACCUUUGGAAACAAGGAAAGACAAAGAAGUAUCGUGCAUUGUUUGAUCUUGAAGCCAUAAAGGAAGCUAGCGAGCUGAAUAUUAGAGAUAUACUAAACUCAGAGAGAGAAAGGGUAGGUCUUUCCAAGGUUCAUGAACGAAUCGUUGACAGCUUUGGAGAUGAUGGAUCAUCCACAACAUCGAAUAGAAAGAGGACAGCAAAGGAUAGGGAAGCAGAUAUGCGUAAUAGAUUAUUCAAACUUUGA